Xiphophorus couchianus (Monterrey platyfish) is the source of this 2063-nucleotide messenger RNA. RefSeq names its product E3 ubiquitin-protein ligase TRIM69-like. The record is from RefSeq and is a predicted model, not a curated record. Lineage: Eukaryota; Metazoa; Chordata; Actinopteri; Cyprinodontiformes; Poeciliidae. Bases 254 to 1939 code for a protein of 561 amino acids. Gene Ontology annotation, molecular function: zinc ion binding; protein binding. The transcript has 3 exons.
CCUGUCCCUUUAAGAGGCGUAGUGCAGGAAACAGAAAGUAAAUUAGGUUUUCCUGGGGAGUGUUUAUAGCUUCAGCCGUCGUCUCUCAGCAGCAGCACAUAUAUGUUGAUAUUUCUGUUCCCUUUAACUACAAAACUUCUUGUUUUCUGAGUUUUGUGUCUACAAUCUGUGGGGAUGGGGACACAGCUGUAACCUACAGGCCAGAUAAGCAGCAGAAGAGCUCCCCCCUUUUAAAGUCAAGACUACACUUGAAAUGGCAUCCGGUGGAAGUCUCUUAACCGAGGAACACUUAAUGUGUCCCAUCUGCCUUGACGUCUUCAAUAAACCCGUUUCCACUCCAUGCGGACACAACUUCUGCCUGCCCUGUAUCACGUGCUACUGGGACACCACACUUGUCUGCCAAUGUCCAAUCUGCAAGGAAGACUUUCCAAACAGGCCCAACCUUAAGGUCAACAUCUUCAUUGCAGACCUGUUGUCACAGUUCAAGUCUCUUCAUGUCCUGAACGUUCACACCCAAAGGUCAGCAGGUCAGCAGCCGGUCAGCUGUGGCAGCGAGGUGCAGUGUGACAUCUGCAGCGGUCAGGCUGUGAAAUCCUGUCUGGACUGUGUCACUUCGUACUGCGACAGCCAUCUUCAGCCUCAUGACAUCGCUUCUGAGCUAAAGAGACACACGUUGGUUGAGCCUGUGGAGAGUUUGGGGGAAAAGGUGUGCAGGAAGCACCACAGGCUGAUGAUGCUGUUCUGCAGGAAGGAAAACUCUGUGCUUUGCGACCUGUGCGUCGGAUUGCGGCACGCCAACCACGAUGUGGUUUCCGUAAAGAGGGGAUACAACGAUAUGACGUAUCAGGUGGUGAGAAAUGAGGCCAAAGUGCAGCGGAUGAUUCAAGAAAGGAUGCAGAAGGUCCAAAGCACAAAGGAGUCGCUGAUACAAGGCAAGACGGAUACAAAAAAGCUGAUAGAAAAUGGAAGUCGGGAUCUAACGAAGUUGGUUGCUGAGAUUAAGAGGACCCAAGAGGAACUCAUAAAGGUGUUUGAAGAGAAGCAGAAAGCAGCAGAGAACCAAGCAACGGGGUUAAUUACAGACAUGGAGAAAGAGAUUUCUUGUUUGAAGGUGACGGCAAAGAAUCUGGAGGAACUGAAGGAGAUUAAAGACCCAGUCUGUUUUCUCAAGAGGUACCCAAACCAGUCCCUCCUCCCACACACCAUGGACCUGUCCACACACAACUUCAUCAGGCACCUGGAGGUGAAGUACAUGCAUAAGUCUGUGAGAAACUCAAUAUCUCAACUGCAGGACUUGCUGGGUAAACUGAACGAAGAACUCAACAGAUUCUCAAACAGCACAGAUACAUCAAACAAGGCAACGCUCAGGUACAUGCAGCAGUACGGGGAGAACAUCGUGCUGGAUUUUGACACAGCUCACCCCAUGCUCACCUUAUCCGCUGACGGGAAGCAGGUGUGGUACAACAUGGGCACGGGUUUGUGGGGAAACCAGAUCCCAAAACCCAACAUGUUCACUCAGCAUCUCGCCGUUGUGGGGCAGAGAGGAUUUUCCUCACGCAGGUUUUACUUCGAGGUUCACGUGGGCCAAAAGACAGAGUGGUGUCUGGGCGUGGCAUCGGCGUCGCUCCAAAAGAACGGGGCGAUAGUUCGGAGUCCGAACACCGGACUCUGGGCCAUCUGGUUCUUAGUAGACAAGUUUGAAACCUUCAGCUCUCCAGGCGAGGUGGUGUGUACAGGGAAAGUGGAGCAUGUUGGAGUUUUUGUUGACUACAACGGAGGUCAAGUAUCGUUCUUUGACGUGGUCACAGCAGUACACAUUUACUCUUUUACUGAGUGUUUAUUUACCGAGGAGCUGUAUCCGUACUUUAAUCCAUGUGAUAAUGAGUAUGGUUCAAAUCUGGAUCCCAUGAUAAUUGUUCCCGUUUCUUCUGCAGAAUGAACAGAGUAUUUAGAGACCGAUUAAUUGAUUUAGGUUAGAUGGCAAAAACACAAAAUCUUACCACGUAUUUUUGAAAUAGGACAAAACUAACUUACAAGUAACUUUUCAGCAACAUAUAGCAACU